UAAUAAACGAGUUAUUUAGUUACAUAUAUAAAUACGGUAAAAUACAUCUGUGAUUUAAUUUACAAGAUAAAAACAUGACUGAUGAAUAUGCUGCUGUGAAACGUGGAAAGUUAGUUCUUAAAGGAGACAAACCCAAAGCAAAAAAACGCAAGCACAAGAAGAAGGAUAAAUCGGAUGACUCCAAAGUUGAUGAGGAUUUACUAAAACAUGGAGGGUGGUGGCGGAUCGAUAAAGUCGAAGACAUAACAGGAUCUGUAUCAAUAGAAUUUGGGAAUAAUUGCUACGUAUCAGCAUUGGAUAAUGGGUUAUUUACAAUUGGAAGUCCUCAUGGUGAUGGUGAAGGGCCUUCCCCAGAAGAAAUCUUCACAGCUUUCCCUGCAGGAGAAAACAAAUUUGCUUUGAAAUCAGGGUAUGGAAAAUACUUGGGGGUUUCAAAGGAUGGAGUGGUGGUGGGCAGAUCUGAUGCAGUAGGGCCAAUGGAACAGUGGGAGCCUGUUUGGCAAGAUGGUAAAACUGCAAUACUGAGCUCCUUAAACAAAUUCAUGUCUGUAACGCCUGAUGAUGACAGUGUUAUAGCUAAGAGUGUCAGUGCCGGUGAGAAUGAGUACUGUAUAAUACGGAGUAAUAAAGCCAAGGAAGUAAAUAAAGCAGUGUUACCUGCAGAAGAAGAGGGCAACUUAAAUGAAGUUGAAGUUAAUUAUGUGAAAAAAUUCCAGAAGUUUCAAGACAAGAAAUUACGGUUGAAUGAUGGUAGUGUUACAGAGUUGAAACGUGCCAAAAUUGAGGGUAAUCUCCACGAGACACUGCUUGACAGGAGAAGUAAAAUGAAAGCUGAUAGAUAUUGUAAAUAGUAUUUUUUUAUAAAUUUCCAUUGUACAAAGAGUUCUAAAAAAAGCAGCCUCAAUUGAAUUGACCAAGGGUUGUACAGGGUUGGAUUUAAUUACAGUAGUAAUCUAUAAAAUCUCAUCAAAGCCAUUAAAAGAUAAUUCUAUAGUCUGAGAAAUACCUCAAUCUGAUCUCGCUGAAGGAUUAAUUAUGUGAAUUUAUUACAAUGCGGUGUCUAUGUUUAGUACAAAAUAAACAAUCCAUAUUCAUUU
Messenger RNA from Bombyx mandarina (wild silkworm), 1097 nucleotides. RefSeq names its product FSHD region gene 1 (gene FRG1). Gene Ontology annotation, cellular component: nucleolus; striated muscle dense body; catalytic step 2 spliceosome. Gene Ontology annotation, molecular function: actin filament binding. The record is from RefSeq and is a predicted model, not a curated record. Lineage: Eukaryota; Metazoa; Arthropoda; Insecta; Lepidoptera; Bombycidae.